Messenger RNA from Solanum stenotomum, 1606 nucleotides. RefSeq names its product trihelix transcription factor ASIL2-like. Gene Ontology annotation, molecular function: transcription cis-regulatory region binding. The coding region runs from base 43 to 1227 and encodes 394 amino acids. NCBI's taxonomy places the organism in Eukaryota, Viridiplantae, Streptophyta, Magnoliopsida, Solanales, Solanaceae. Gene Ontology annotation, cellular component: nucleus. The transcript has 2 exons. The record is from RefSeq and is a predicted model, not a curated record.
AUACCACUACAGUCUACUACACCCCACCUUCGUCGGCGCCCAAUGUUCCGUCGACACGACCAUACUGAUAACCCCUCACCGAUCAAUUCUUCUAACCCUAAUUCCUCCGCCGCCGACGCUUCCGCCGUUUCACAUUCCGGUACCAUGUCCGACGACGACCACUUAGCUCCUCCCUUCUCCAAUAACAACUCUCCAUCUCCGUCGCAUUCACGGUCUCCGCCGCCGUGUAAAGACAACAAGCUACUAGCACUGCCUCCACCUCCGAUGCUUACGCCGGCGUCGGUGUCAGCUCGGACGCCGGUUUUUCCAGCUCGAGAAGAUUGCUGGUCAGAGGCAGCGACUCAUACGUUGAUAGAGGCAUGGGGUUCCAGGUAUGUGGAGCUUAACCGGGGAAAUCUUAGGCACCAGCACUGGGAGGAAGUCGCCGAUGCUGUCAACACACAGCACGGCCAUACCAAAAAGCAGUAUCGUACGGAUAUACAGUGUAAAAAUCGUAUUGACACCUUGAAGAAGAAGUAUAAGAUUGAGAGGGCUAAAGUAUCUCAAUCCCCGGGCCGUUAUAUCUCCACUUGGCCUUUCUUCAGCAGCCUCAACGUUCUCAUUGGUGUCACCGCUAAAGUUUCGCCACCGCCGGCGGCGGCAAUAUUACCUCCUCAACGGAGAAUGCCGCCUACGCAGGCAACGUCACCUCUUCAAUUUAGAGCGCCACCGCCGGAAACGUCACCUCUUCAAUGGAGAUCGCCACCCCCGGAAAUGCCACCUUUUCAAUGGAGAACGCCACCGGUACCUCCUCCGCCACUGUUGGGCAUUCCAGUUGGUCUCCGAUCGAAGCGCCCAGCUGCAGCCAUGGACUACACGGUGUCCCGGAGAAAUUUCUCGGCCAUGGCAGCAGCAGCAGCGGCUGCGUCUGAUGAUUCAUACGAAGAGAAGGAAGAAUCGGAGACGUCGAGUGUGGCAGCAUCAGCUAUGGCCAUUGCUUCUUGUAGAAGCAAGAGAAAGAAGAGUGGGGGUUUGGUAGAGGGUUAUAAGAUGCUAGCUGAGUCAAUAGGAAAGUUUUCGGAGAUAUAUGAAAGAGUAGAAAAGGCAAAACAGAGGCAAAUGAUUGAGUUGGAGAAGCAAAGAAUGCAAUUUGCAAAGGACUUGGAGAUACAGAGAAUGAAGCUGAUUAUGGAGUCACAAGUGCACCUUGAGAAGCUUAAACGCUCUAAACCGCAGUUCAGAAGAUGAUAAUUGCUUGUAGAUGGAGGGUGGUGGCAUGCUCUAGAAUCUUAGGCGGGGAUGUUUAUGCAAGCCAUAUACAUACAUAUAUAUUUUCUUUAGCGUCUUAAUUCUGCUACUUUGAAGAUGAAUUAGAGAUGUUAGUUCCACGCUUGGUCGUUGCUCAAGAACUUGUAUCUAGCUGCUUAAAAUCUGGAGUAAUUUUGUAACUUAUCUUUCUCUGUUACAUGUUUUUUGCACUCCAGCUAGGUGAAAAUGUAGACUUGAGACUUACUUUACCGUGCUCCUUGUUCUAUAUUAUUCUAAGCUUCAAGCUGUUGAUGAUGACUAUCUAUGCACUAAGUGGAUGCAUGAAGGUUUAAACUUUAGUACAUUGGAUUGUGACCAU